UGUGAAGUACCACGUACAAUCAUUGGCAUGAAAACCAAAUAAACUAAGCGCGUGGUGCGUAAAGCGGACUGGCUCACCGCGUUCCCACAGGUCGUGUUCCAGCUUUGGAUUGGGUGGGCAGUCUGACGUGUGUGUCACGGAUCUGCUCAUAUGCCGCAGGAUCCCCCUGAACCCUCAGGCCCGGAUAGGAGACCGCUGGGAGCUCACAUGCUGGCAUGAGGAUGAUGAAGCCUUUUCUCUGGAGCCUCCUGUUCAGCGCCGCGCUGCUGCUGUCCGACGUGGUCCAGGCCACCUACAACGUCCGGCCGGGAGAUGCCCAGCUGAUGGCCGCCCAGAGUUACGCUCAGAUCAGACAUAACGGCCGGCCACCGCUCAGGACCUUGAAUCCAGCCAAUCACAGAAGUGAUUACACGUAUAGAGGAAGGUAUCACUACCACUACCAGCCACCAAGGAUCCCUCCACCGGUAGUGUAUCGGCCCAAUCCUCUAUCUCCACCUGUGACUUACCACAGACCCCAGGUCCCUAUUCCGCACUACCAGCAUGGGUUCAGUGGGCCAGUGGUACCAAAUCCUCACAUGCAUCACAUCUACAAAGGUCUAUCUCCACCCGUUGUUCACCCCCAGCCCCAUCACAGGGUCAAGGGUCCAUUCCAUUACAAACAAAAAGGCCCGUGCCCACAAAAGUCCAACCCAACAGUGGCAGCGACACCUGUAGUACUCCCCCCUCCUACCGUCCCUCCCACCCCGUCAGAGCCAACAAUGCAGCCAACCCCGCCGGCAACCACGGUGGCACUGGUGACAAAAGCCAUGACCACUGUGCCGCCAGUGGAGACCACCGCUCAAUGGACGCUACCGGUCAGUACCCAAAGCGGCUUCAUCACCACCGUCAGUCCUGUGGAGACAGAGACAGACUCUGAAUGCAGGAGCCGUCCCCUGGACCUGGUCUUCAUCAUUGACAGCUCUCGCAGCGUGCGGCCCGCUGAGUUCGAGAAGGUCAGAAUAUUCCUGGCCGACAUGGUCGACACCCUCGAGGUGGGCUCAGACGCCACCCGGGUGGCCGUCGUCAACUACGCCAGCACCGUGAAGAUCGAGUUCCUGCUCAAAGACCAUUUCAACAAACUGGACCUGAAGAAGGCCAUCUCCCGCAUCGAGCCCCUGGCAGCCGGCACCAUGACGGGCCUCGCCAUCAAGACCGCGGUGACCGAGGCCUUCACCGAGCAGUCGGGGGCCCGGCCUCGCUCCAGGAACAUCUCCAAGGUGGCCAUCAUCGUGACCGACGGGAGACCUCAAGACCAGGUGGAGGAGGUGUCUGCUGCGGCCCGGGCCUCGGGCAUCGAGAUCUACGCCGUCGGGGUGGACCGCGCAGACAUGCGCUCGCUGCAGCUGAUGGCCAGCAUUCCGCUGGACGAUCACGUCUUCUAUGUAGAGACCUACGGCGUUAUCGAGAAGCUCACCUCCAAGUUCAGGGAGACCCUGUGCGGUGUGGACCCCUGUGCCAUGGGACAUGACUGCGAACACAUUUGCGUCAACAGCAACGCCUCCUAUUACUGCCAGUGCCGGAAUGGUUAUAUCUUGAAUGCGGACAAGAAAACAUGUUCCCUGAAACAGGUGAAGGUGGAGGUGGUGGAGGAUCCCUGUAAAUGUGAGGCCAGGCUGGCUUUCCAGAAGCAGACGCAGGCGGCCAGCGCCUGGAGAGUGUGCUGGGCCGUGCUUAAAGCUUCACACGCCGAGGCGGAAGACUUCCACGGACUACUGCAUCAUGGGCAUGUGCUUAUUGUCGUCCGCACCCCCCCCAUCCCCCUCCACAUCCACAUCCUCUGUAAAGGGUUCUUCCACAAAGUCAGGCUGUGA
This is a messenger RNA of Menidia menidia (Atlantic silverside), 1850 nucleotides long. The record is from the annotation of a GenBank genome assembly. NCBI's taxonomy places the organism in Eukaryota, Metazoa, Chordata, Actinopteri, Atheriniformes, Atherinopsidae.